Messenger RNA from Loa loa (African eye worm), 1359 nucleotides. RefSeq lists its product as hypothetical. The record is from RefSeq and is a predicted model, not a curated record. Bases 1 to 1359 code for a protein of 452 amino acids. The transcript has 11 exons. Gene Ontology annotation, molecular function: protein binding; calcium ion binding. Lineage: Eukaryota; Metazoa; Nematoda; Chromadorea; Rhabditida; Onchocercidae.
AUGGGUGGUAAUGAAACUGUUUCUGGUGAUAGCAGUGAUUCUGAUCUCCAGUUGUGUAGUAACUGCACUGUAACCCAUUGCCCAGAGGGUUUCUAUUAUAACAAACGGUUGGCGAAAUGUAUCGAUGUAGAUGAAUGCACCUCCAAUAAGAAUUUUUGUUCUCAGAAGUGUAUCAAUAAGCCAGGUAGUUAUGACUGUGAGUGUUUUGGUCCUUUGUACAAAUUGGCUCGAAAUGGUCGUCGAUGCUAUCGAACUGAUAACGAAUCUGUUCUGUUUUUCCUGGCUCAUUCGCAUAGUAUAUGGAACAUAACAUAUAAUGCAAAAUCCCAGCUUAAUUUGAUGCCUAGCGAUGGUGGUGAAAAAGUGGCCAUGAAUAAAGUACAUGUCAUACAAAAUCAUGAUAUUGAAGGUACAGAAGGGAUCGCUGUUGACUGGAUACAUAGGAACUUGUAUACUUUACGUCAUAAGCAGUUGCAUGUUCAGCGUCUUGAUGGUCUUUAUAGAGCAUCACUUUACGAUGGAUUUUUUCAAUUACCUCGAGCUUUGGUUGCUUAUCCUUCGAUACGCGAACUGUUUGCAAGCGAUUGGGGCGUUAAACCAUUCAUAGUCCGUCUUGCUAUGGAUGGUACUCAAGCAAAAAAAAUCGUCACCGAAAAUUUAGUUUGGCCAAAUGGACUGGCUCUCGACUAUUUCGCAAGACGUCUCUACUGGGCCGAUGCUUUCCGCGACGUUAUUGAAAUGGCAAAUUUGGAUGGAACGAGUCGACGAGUUAUAAUCAGUGACAAACAGUUGAUACCACAUAUUUUCGGAUUGACGGUAUUUGACGACAUGAUCCUUUGGAGUGAUUGGACCCGCCGUGGAUUUCUGUUCGCUGAUAAACUUAUCGGUCAAAACUCAACAGUGCUGAUGAGAACCGUAUUGCCACCGUAUUCUCUCAAGGCAUAUCAUCCUGCUAUGCAAAUUACAACUCCUAAUCUUUGUGAAGUGACAACUUGCCAGCAUAUCUGUGUACCGAAGCUUGACGGUUCAGGACCACAAUGUCUAUGCGCUGAAGGAUUUGUCAUGCAUGAAAACGGUCUUUGUGAACCAAACUGUAAGGAACAUCAGCUGCUAUGCUCACAACCGGAUCAUAAGUGUCUCAAUUUAAUAUAUCGGUGUGAUGAAUCCUAUAACUGUAGGAAUGGGGAUGAUGAAAUGGAAUGUCCGAUACCGAUUUGCAUGCAUGAUGAACGUAUGUUCCCGUGUCGUGAUAAUCGCAAAUGUAUUUUGCGGUCGCAAAGAUGCGAUGGUUUCGUGGACUGCUACGAUAAAUCUGAUGAAUUUUACUGUGCCGAUUUAGCCAUAGCUUGGAGCCAUUAA